CAUCGAAAUUCUACCACAGAGAGCAGCUCGGUUAUCGAAGCCUCCCGUGCCCUGGCCCCUCUCCUCGCCUGUCCUGUUCCCCACUGAAGCUGCCUCACUGUAAAGUCUGGUGCCGUGCCACUAAAGCGCUGCUCUCGCUUCAAAUUAAGCUUCGGUUGCUCUGUCGACGCACAGUCCACAGAAUGGAGCUCAUUGCCGCCGUUCCCUACCUUCUCUUCCUCCUCUUUCAAGCCUCUCAAGCAGCCGACGUUGUGCUGGCCCCAGAAUCCUCGCCGGACUUCCCGUCAUUCCCUGCUCCGGCGCCCACUUCCGGAGCCGACGUCGCGGCGCCUCCUGUGCUAAGGGCUCCGACGACCUCCGGCCCUGCUCCGACGCCGUGGGUGGACUCGGGGCCUUUGGAGCCCAAGGAAAAAUCGACCCCGGCGAGCGCUCCUUCGUCGGAGACGGGAGGCUCGAUCCCGUUCAUCAGCAGCAGCCCGGCGGUGCCACUUCCGGUGGGAGAGACCGAUACGGCCACCAUCCUGCCAUUCCCGACGCCGGGUUCGCAGAACCGGCCGGCGGUGGGGAUGGCGUCGUCGUGCGAGGCAGUGGGCGUGCCGUCGCUGAUGCUGUCCAUCAUUCCCGCCUUUGCUUCGCUUUGCCUUGCCCUCGUGGUCGUGGGCUGACGCCGACUCCUCCGGCCGCUUUUCGUAGCGCAUGAGCAAAGCAGGAACUUGUGUAGUUUCUUUUUAUUUUAUUUUAUUUUAUUUUUUUCCUCCUUUUAAAUCUCCUUUUUUGUUGCUUUUAUUCUGCUUUAUUGGUGCGACUGGAAUUAUUCAAAGCUACUUCUGCUUUA
Zingiber officinale is the source of this 835-nucleotide messenger RNA. RefSeq names its product predicted GPI-anchored protein 58. The coding region runs from base 183 to 665 and encodes 160 amino acids. The record is from RefSeq and is a predicted model, not a curated record. NCBI's taxonomy places the organism in Eukaryota, Viridiplantae, Streptophyta, Magnoliopsida, Zingiberales, Zingiberaceae. The transcript is spliced from 2 exons.